GUAAUCUAACAGAAUACGUUACAAGUUAUAUUUACAGCAUGUAUUCUGUAAUCUGUAGUGUAAUACAUUUCAAAAGUAACCCUCCCAACCCUGGAUUUAUGUAUACUAAAUUUACCUACAGUAAGUAAUAGCUUAAUCAAAUAAUAUUCCUUACAGAAUUAGCCUUCCGGGUACGCCUACAAAUUGACGUCACGGCCAAACAUGCACGUUUCAAUGGAGGUCCGGCGCGUCACGUGACUCUCGCACCAGUGAUUUGUCCUCUUCACGUCGCGGCUUGUGUUGAAAGAUGGCCGUAGUGGAGCAGCGCCCGCCCGCGCGGGAGGGAAUGCGGAUCGCGGUGCUGUGCGUGUGCUGGUACACCGUCAGCUCGGGCGGCAACGUGAUCAACAAAAUCAUUCUCAACAGCUUCCCAUAUCCGGUUACGGUCUCUCUUUUCCACAUCCUUUCCAUCAUCGUGUUUUUGCCGCCGCUGCUGCGCGCCUGGGGUGUCCAGCGCACGGAGGUAUCGGCCCGCUACUACCGCUGGUACAUCCUGCCGCUCGCCUUCGGGAAAUACUUCUCAUCAGUCUCUGCCCAUUUCAGCAUAUGGAAGGUUCCGGUGUCGUACGCGCAUACUGUGAAGGCCACCAUGCCCAUCUGGGUGGUUCUGCUGUCACGGAUCAUUAUGAAAGAGAAGCAAUCCACGAAGGUUUACGUGUCUCUUAUACCCAUCAUUGGCGGUGUCCUGUUAGCCACAGUCACCGAACUGUCAUUUGACCUCUCUGGAUUGAUCAGCGCUCUGGCAGCCACUCUCUGCUUCUCUUUACAAAACAUAUUCUCCAAAAAGGUCCUGCGGGAUACCAGAAUUCACCACUUGCAUUUGCUGAACAUACUAGGCUUUAAUGCACUUUUAUUUAUCUUGCCCACAUGGGUUUUAGUGGAUCUCUCCAGCUUCCUGAUGGAUGGAGACCUGUCUGAGGUUUCCAAUUGGACCGGAACAAUAGUGCUGCUCUUCAUUAGUGGUUUCUGCAACUUUGCACAGAACAUGAUAGCUUUUAGUGUGCUGAACCUGGUGAGCCCACUCAGUUAUGCUGUAGCCAAUGCGACAAAGAGGAUUAUGGUCAUCAGUAUAUCCCUGCUGAUGCUUAGAAACCCUGUCACCAGCUUCAACAUUAUGGGUAUGAUGACUGCAAUACUGGGCGUCUUUCUCUAUAAUAAGGCGAAAUAUGAUGCCAACCAGGAAGCCAAAAAGCAACUGCCAGUUUCAGUACAGGAUGUGGUUUCGUUCGACAAAGCCCAGUCCAACGGCGCCGUGCCGUUCUCCCACAACUCAGACUUUCAGCAUGGUCGGAGCACAGUGCUCACUGACCACUUUCAGUACAGCCGACAGGCCUACACGACAAACUACAACUCAAGCCAAUACGUUGUGUGAGCGCCUUGGAGAACUCUAAAGACUGAUCUUGGACCUCCGUACUUGAAAACGGACGGCUGCGUCUUUUGAAUGGACGAGGAAGCGUAGAAGUUGGCUGGAAAAGGAAUGUUUUCUCAUAAAAUCCUACUGUUUUUUUUUUUUUUUUUUUUUUUAAUAUAUAUAGGCCUGUUAUUUAUUUCAUAACAAACCUUAUAUUGUUUACUUUCCUUCUUGCUUCAAUGUCCGAUGGCAGUUUAUGAUAAAAAUGCUCAGUGGUGUGUGUAGAAUUAUAGGAUGGUGAUGGGAUUUCUUAAACUGUGGUGGAAAUCAUGAGCACUUUGGUUCAUAAUGGAUCAAGAUUUUUCUUUUGCACAGAUGCAUAUCAAUGCAGUUCAGAAUGUAAUGUGUCUUCGUUACCAUUCAUCACUGCUACUGGCAGUGAGUGACCGACAGGCUAACAGCGAGACCUCUGCCAUAUAUAACAUACACUGGGUCACUGCAAACACACAUGCAUCAGGGUAUUAGUCAAUAUUCUGUUUUUGCCUUUUGUUUGUAAAUAUUUAAUUUUUAUAGAAUAAGGUGCGGUGUUAGACCAUAUCAUGGACUGAAAGACUGAAAACAGCCUUUUGAAUGUCAAAUAUCUGUGAAGGAAUCUUUUUUUUUCCCCCCUUGGUGAGGGUUUAAUCAGACGGAGGUCACUGUUCAUGAUCACUUGUGUCAUGGUGUACAUUAACAUGCAUGAUUAUCAUUAGGUUUUUUUUUUUUGUUACUAAAGGGAAGACAAAAGGCCAAGUCUUGCAAUGAACUUUUAAUAUUGCUAUCAUCUUAUGGUCAAUGUUUAAUAUCUGGUUUUCAAUAUUCAGAGGACCAGAGGAUAAAGGUUUACAUGAAGGUCAUUUCAGUUUAUGGAAAGUAAAGAAUAGGAAUUGGGAUAAUCUAACAAUGAAGAGCUCUGCAGUCUUCAAAAACAGUUUAAAUUCUCCGUUCCUAGAAUGCAAGUUGGAAUGGAAAUACUCCGAAGAGACCUAUGUUUAUGAGCUGCUGUUACAUGUAGGUGACGAUAAGCUGGGUGAGAACAAUCCUAUAAAAAGGUGCAAUAUUCCUUUCAAUUACGACAGCUAGAGGUGUUUCAGUCCUUUGUAGGGGUAGAAACUGUUUUCUGUUACCUUUGCUUAAAACACACUGUGUUCAUUGGCAAGCCUAGACAGAAUCUGCUGACAUUUUUGCUUUUUCAGAACUGUUUUUAAAGGAAUAGAUUUAAAAAUGGUGCAUUGUGUUUAACACAGCUGAGUGUACUACAUUCAUAUUGGUCACUGAAAGCAUUAUUUAAUUAGCCUAAAUAUUUAAUAAAUAAAAACAGGCUGCCAGGCUUUGUGUUCUAUCUGUGCAGAUUCUGUGUGGGCAUGCUCAUUGGGUAUUAUUGACCAUUUCUCUUUGUUUCCAAAUGUAUACUUUAGUUUUAGUAAACUGGGAGGAGUUUUG
Molecule: messenger RNA, 2872 nt
Organism: Myxocyprinus asiaticus (Chinese sucker)
Lineage: Eukaryota; Metazoa; Chordata; Actinopteri; Cypriniformes; Catostomidae
Product: solute carrier family 35 member E1-like
Exons: 6
Coding region: 287-1411 (374 amino acids)
Cellular component (GO): Golgi apparatus
Molecular function (GO): antiporter activity
Source: RefSeq, a predicted model, not a curated record